AUGGGCUCCACGAAACAGCUUCAAACUUGGUGGAAAGAGAGUUCGGUGUAUCAAGUAUAUCCUGCAUCCUUUCAAGAUACCACAGGCUCGGGAACCGGCGAUCUCAAAGGCAUCAUUUCACGCGUAGACUAUCUCAAAGACCUCGGCGUGGAUAUAGUAUGGCUGUCACCAAUAUUUGCGAGUCCUCAAAAAGACAUGGGAUACGACAUCAGUGACUAUAGAAUGAUUGAUCCCAUCUAUGGAGAUAUUGAUGACGUUGAUACGCUGAAAGACAAGCUCCAUGAACGGGGGAUGAAGCUUGUGCUAGAUCUGGUUGUCAACCAUACGAGCGAUCAGCACGAAUGGUUCAAAGAAUCAAGAAAGUCAAAGGACAACCCUUUCAGGGAUUGGUACAUCUGGCGUCCACCUAAAUAUGAUGCUCAAGGCAAUCGACAGCCCCCAAACAAUUGGGAAAGUCACUUCCAAGGCAGCGCCUGGGAGUAUGACGAACAAACGGACGAAUACUACUUGCGCCUGUUCUGCAGAGAGCAGCCCGAUCUCAACUGGGAAAACCCGGACGUGCGCAAGGCGGUCCAUGAGGUUAUGCGCUUCUGGCUCGAUCGAGGAAUAGACGGCUUCCGGAUGGAUGUCAUCAACUUCAUCAGCAAAGACCAACGCUUCCCAGACUCUGACACAGUGGUAUGCCGAGGCCAUGAAUACUACGCUUGCGGACCUAGAUUGCAUGAAUACUUGAAAGAUCUCGGCGCUAUUCUUAAAGAGUACGAUGCAUUCAAUGUGGGAGAAAUGCCAUGCGUGCAGGAUCAGAAUGAGCUCAUCAAGGCUGUGGGCGCGGACCGAGGAGAACUCAACAUGAUUUUCCACUUUGAACACAUGGAUCUUGACUACGGCCCAAAAGGAAAGUUCUCUCCCGGGACAUGGACUCUCGCAAAGCUAAAGACAGUCGUCAACAAAUGGCAAAAGUUCAUGUACGAAAACAAUGGAUGGAACGCCCUCUACCUGGAAAACCACGACCAGCCGCGAGUCGUCAGCCGCUUCGCAUACGAUGACCCUCAGCAUCGCGAGGCCAGUGCAAAGCUCAUUGCCGUAUUUCAUGUUUUUCAGGCGGGCACGCCAUUUAUAUACCAGGGACAGGAAAUCGGCAUGACGAAUGUUCCCAAGGAGUGGCCGAUCGAGGAGUAUAAAGAUAUUGAUUGUGUUAAUCACUGGAAUUUAUACAAGGAUACCGCAGACGAAGAAACCAAACGGCUCGUCAAGGCGGAAUACCAAAAGAAAUCGCGCGACAACGCCCGAACGCCGAUGCAAUGGGACUCAACCCCCCAAGCCGGCUUCACGUCCAGCAACACCCCCUGGAUGCGCGUCAACGACAACUACAAAGCCGUCAACGCCGCCUCCCAGACCGGCAACCCGCAGUCCGUCUACCACACGUACCGCCAGGUCCUGCAGCUACGCAAAGAGUACAAGAAUAUUUUCGUCUACGGCAAGUUUGAGCUCGUCGACGAAGCUAAUGAGCGCGUGUUUGCGUACAAGAGAGAAAACCUAGGGGAGAUUGUGCUCGUCGUGUGCAACUUUUCGCUCGACGAGGUGACGUGGAAGGUUGAUGAUCUGCCUCGAGAUGUGCUCUUUAGCACGCAUGAUAAGACGGUUGGUGAUAUCAAAAACGGCCAGAUAUCGCUGGCUCCGUGUGAAGCGCUGGUGCUGCAUGUGUUCCCUGACUUUACCGGGUUUACAUAUGGGUAUACAAAGAAGAAUUAG
Molecule: messenger RNA, 1752 nt
Organism: Trichoderma virens Gv29-8
Lineage: Eukaryota; Fungi; Ascomycota; Sordariomycetes; Hypocreales; Hypocreaceae
Product: glycoside hydrolase family 13 protein
Exons: 5
Coding region: 1-1752 (583 amino acids)
Biological process (GO): oligosaccharide catabolic process
Molecular function (GO): alpha-amylase activity
Source: RefSeq, a predicted model, not a curated record